This is a messenger RNA of Botrytis cinerea B05.10, 1439 nucleotides long. RefSeq lists its product as hypothetical. NCBI's taxonomy places the organism in Eukaryota, Fungi, Ascomycota, Leotiomycetes, Helotiales, Sclerotiniaceae. The transcript has a single exon. The coding region runs from base 579 to 1223 and encodes 214 amino acids. The record is from RefSeq and is a predicted model, not a curated record.
GGAAGGCUCAAGUAUCUUCUUACCCAGAGUCAGCAAUCCGUUGUUCCUACGGAAGCAAGCAUUACAUUACACGAAACGUGAUCGAAAGAUGUUUCAAAUGUAACAUCAACGGGCUCCCGCAUGAAUGAGAACACUCUCUCUUCAUGUCUGUAGAACCAGGUCUCCUCCCUAUGCUUCUUUUUUCUUUCGUCAUGGUAACUUCUGAAUUUGGAUUGCACUCCCUGGCGGUCAACAGGCAAAAAUGAUUUCACUGGUUUUUUGGGCUCUGAUUAAUAGUAUCAAUGCUUCACUGGUCGUAUUACCAUCACCCAUCCCAGCUAAUACACUCAAAGUGCCAAUCAUACUGGAGAAACGCCAAGUAACCACUUCCGCAGAGACAUGUGGGUACGCCAAUGGAAACGCAAUGUUUCCUCGAUCCGCGGCACCUGGAUACUUUUGCGGCAAAGACAUUCAGAACAGCUUAUGGGGCUUCUGUUCAGAUGCUGUUACUGCUGAUUGUGAACUAUAUGGGUACUGCUUUGAUAAAGGGGCAUGCUCUGCUGGUUGCGGGGUUUCCGGGUUGAUUUCUACGACUUGGUAUGUAUUGCUCUAGCCCUAGCUAUAGGAUGACACUGAGUUAUUCAACUAGCCAGCCUUAUUGCUUUUCGGAACUGCUGGUGUCUAAUUACCAGACCUAUACGCACAUUACGUGCGCAAAUGCUCCUGGCUCGGCCAUUUGGCUUGCCGUUCCCACUAUAACAUCUCCCUCACCAACAACUAUAUCUUCCUUAUCACGAGCAGCAGUAAGCAUAUCAACUCUGGAAAGAACAGUAACUGUGUCUUCUUCGUCAUUCGCCACGAAUCCUAAAGUGUCAACUUCCGCACCUGCUACCAUAUCAUCAACCACAGCCCUCGACCCAGCAGCUACAUCUAAUACUGGUAUAGCCUCAGUCAGCACAGAAUACUCAUCAAGCAGCAUGCCAGUAGGGGCUAUCAUUGGCGGGGCUCUCGGAGGUCUUAGUCUCAUCCUUCUUACAGUCAUCGCGCUUGUCAUGUUGAAGAGACGACAUAUAUCUACCCCAAAAAUCGUAAAAAAUGAGCCAGCUAGCGAGUUACCAGGCACGACAGCUAGAAAUGAAAUCUUUGAGAUCCAUGGUGGUCAAGUUGAUAGGCACGCCUCUGUGCUUUGGAGCCCGAGUAUGGUACGGGAAACGAGUACUGCUGCUUUUUCAGAAAUUCAUUGAAGAAUGGUUGAUUUGCUACUCCGUCGUUAAAUCAGGAUAUCGAUCUCGCAUGAUGAGCAAUAGUUAAGAUAGUGAUGUUUAGAAGAUGUAGAAUAGUGUGAUAAACUGCAGGACCUCGGAGUUCUUAUUCAGUAGAUUUAAGAGUAGAUCGACAAUUUGAGACGAUUUCAGUAGUUAGAGGGUUCAGCUCCAGUUCCGAAAUACUAUUUGAAGGUA